Tribolium castaneum (red flour beetle) is the source of this 7513-nucleotide messenger RNA. It is a transcript of the gene mute, whose product is annotated as muscle wasted. Gene Ontology annotation, biological process: regulation of DNA-templated transcription. Gene Ontology annotation, cellular component: nucleus. Gene Ontology annotation, molecular function: transcription coregulator activity. Bases 154 to 3978 code for a protein of 1274 amino acids. Lineage: Eukaryota; Metazoa; Arthropoda; Insecta; Coleoptera; Tenebrionidae. The transcript has 16 exons. The record is from RefSeq and is a predicted model, not a curated record.
UUUUGUUUCGAGAGGGAAUAAUUCCGUAUUUUCAAAUCCUUAAAUUUUGGAUUGUCAGGUUGCCGCCAUGCUGGCUAACUUCAUUGGUGUUUUGAGGCGCUCAAUUUUUCAGGUUAUCUCAAUUUCAAAAAUGGUUUGUUUAAUGGUGUCUUCAUGUGCAAUAUGGAGGGCAACUCCGGAGACGAAAAUUCUGACGACGGGUUGCAAAUUGUUGUUGAUAACCCCCGACCGAAAAAGAGGGCUAAAAGGGAGCUCGACGAAAGAGAUAAAAAGAUAAUUGAAUGCGUUGAGAAACGUUUGGAGGAGAAUCUAGAAGAGAAGGCAGCUAAGGCAAAUUUAACGAGCAAACAUGUUAAAAACAUAAUCAAAGAAGUCGUGACCAAUGAACACGUCCUGGCUUUGGUCAGACAAGUGGAGAGACAAACCGAAGACGACUCUCCAGUGUACGAACCCAAAUUCACCAGGGCUAAGACAAAGCAUUUGUUAACAACAAAUGCGCCAGCUAUACCAUGGAGCAAGACGCCGAAAAAAGUAUCCGCAGUCCAAAAAUUGUUCACUGAGGAGUUGCAGGAAGAGUCAUCUGGGGAUGAAUAUGUUCCCGAUACUCCUUCGAAAAAUACUUCUUUUGAUUGCCAACUUGAAACAACUCAAGGGACUCUAAGGGAUGAAGAAGAGGAGGCAAAUAUUGCCCGAAGGACGAGGUCAAAGUUAAGCCUCAGUCACACCCCUUUGGAAGUGAUUGAAGAAGCAUUCAUACCGCCUGAUAUCACCACUGAUAUGUAUGAUAUGGACUGUGAUGACGACGAAUGGAAGGAAUUUUUGAAAACAUUCACUAAACCUUUAGAUGAAGUCACUAAGGCCGCUGAAGACGAAGACCAAGACCCUGAGUAUAACAUACUCGCAGAUGAAGAAAUUGACGAAGUGGAUACGGAGGAACUACGAGCUGAUCGAGCUGUAACCAUUUCGCGAAAAGAAUUCAACCAACUAAUGACUGAAUUGUUUGAAUUCGCCGAUAAUUACGAAACCAACGAAUUAAAUAAAAAAAAUGCCGAAGAAGUGGCCAACACUAACACUGACGACAAACAGGACACCAAUGUAGAAUCAGAGUGUGAAAAUGACGAAGACAUUUCGAUCAAGAAAAACCAAAUUCCUAUUUUAGUGCAACAAAUGACCCAGCACGUCCAAAUGCUGACACAGAAUUAUUUAAUGAGUUAUGAACAUCCUGAAUAUGCCGAAUUGGCAGAUAAAUUGAAACAAAUGCUUGUAGACUUAAAAAUAGAAGGAGUUGGCAAAACUGCCUCCAUUUACCACGUAGCUAAUUUAGAUCCUGCGUUAAAUUUGAUUGACGAUUGGGAACAAUUAUUCGAAAGUAAAAGCAGCGAGGUGAAGGAAUACAAAGCAUAUGUUGAAAAAGUUCUUUUCAAAUCAAUAGCAUCAAAAAAAGCUGGCACUGAGUACAUUGUAACGUUUCCGACCUUAUACCUAAAAACUGUCUCAAACAGUGAGGUUUUUAUUUAUCCUAAUUUACUUCCGAGAAUUCCAUUUAAAUCGUCUCAAGUCACAAGACGGGCGUAUCAUUAUUUUACUCCCGGAGAGGAAAAUUUAAUAGCCUUAUUUUUGGAGCAAGCAAUCCCGUCUAUGAAACAAGAUCCAGAACACUUAAACAAACACAAGAGAAUUAAUAUGGACCACGUUUGUGGCCUUAUCAAUAAAUUACUGAUGCCUCAUUUGCCCGCGCGCAAAAUUUUAAGACACAUUUGGACCGUAAAAAACACUGAUGAUUCCAAUCCAAUCAAGUUUUUCUACUCGCACAAAAGGGCACCACCUGCAGUACAUUACGUGAUUCCCAUAGAUGUCAACAAUUUGUUACCCCCUUGUAAACAGAGUCCAGAUUCUCUUCCGUACUUGUGGCAACAGUACAACUAUCCAGAUUACAAGCAUCAAAAAUCGAUCGAAAACAACAUUACUGUAAAUAGUAGUCCAAUAAUAGUCGUAAAUCCGCCGGUGCAACUGUGGCCUGUGACUACAAACACGUCGGCGUCCAAUUAUUUACAUUUUUCGAAGAAAAUUAUUGCUAAGAGAAAACUAGAGCCAAACGGGUCGCUUCCUCCGGUACCGGUGCGAAAAACACGACGUAGGGGCCCCAACAAAAAGUCUAGUGCUAACAAAACUGUGGUUAAUAAAGAACUGAUGAUGCUGCCUGAUAUGCCGAGUUUAGGGGGGACCCCAGUCAAAAACACCCCAGAACCAGAGGCAAACCCAAAGGAAGAAGGUACAAACCCGAGCGAGAAACCCCCGGUGCGCCAGAGUUUGUCCUUUGAAAACAUUACCAGUUUCAGUAUUGAGUUCCAAAAGCCUGAUUCAUCGAGACUUACUGAUGCAAACGCAAAGGACAAUCCCGAUGAUAUUAACGAGCUAAUGAUUGCUAGCUCUACUGUUAAAACAAAAAAGGAACCGUCAGGUGCUGAGAAAAAACGGGCGAAAAUGCGGCGAGAAUUCAUCGCUAAUAUCGUUAUGGCCACUCCGGACAAUCCCGAAACGGAGCUUCAAAAGGAAGAAAAUUUUGCAGAAUCGUUUUUUGAUAAACUCCACCAAACGUUAAGCGUGGAAGAUUACGAGAAGCUUAUUAAUAUUUUGGGGCAUUAUGACGAAAACAGCGGUCAGUUUGUAGAUCUGUACAAAAAUGUUCAAUCGAUUCUGUUUCCAAAGUACAAGGAGUUAUCUGAGGAAUUUCUCCUCUUUCUCACUGAAAUUCAAGCCAAGAAGGUGGGCCAACUUAUGCCUUAUUUCCUAAUGAAGGACAUGCAUCGUUUCGUGAAAAAAUUGCACAUUUAUUUCAAAGAUCAGCCCUCGCAGUUGAGGAAAGUUAUCAAGUGUAUCAGCGAUUUGACGGAAAAUCCUGACCUAACACUGGAGAACAUCAAAGACACGGUUUUACCGCUAUUUAAAGGCAAUGCGGCUUUGACUGAUUGGUUUUUACAAAUUUUCCCAUACGAGAGGCCCCCUAAACUUUUAACAGGGAGGCCCCAUGAGGUCAUAGACUGGUCAAAAGAACUGGCAAGGCCGCCGGAUUCCGAAAUUUGCGAAACUGUGGUAUUUCCAGACACUGAUGACCCCUACGGGGGGCAUAGUUGUGUCUGCACUUGUCACAAUGGUGAAAAUUUACAAUUCAAAACGAGGUCGCAACAUUGUAAUAAUUGUGGAUUAAAGUUUAUUCAAGGAAAAAUUUUUAUUAAUAAUGGGAAAAGUUUGCGGCCUGCGGUCGUUUCAUUUCUCACAAAUCCGGAAAAAGACCACACGAUACGCUUAAGUGCUACGCCCCCAAGAAAACGCUCAGAUUCGAGUCCGAGCAAACAAGUGGUGUCACCUACUAAAGAAAAUCACACCGUGGAGGAACCUCGGCAGAGCCACGAAAGUGAGGAAGAAUGUGACGGAACAAAGAAAAAGAAAACGAAAGCACCGCGAAAGCGGAAAGUAAAUCCCGGAAAACCGGCCGCUAAAGCCAAAAAAGAACCCAAGCCAAAGCCGGUCAAGAGUUCGCCAAAACGGCAAAACAAAAAGCGCGCUCCUAAAAAGCCGCCUGAACAUAAACCUGGGUCAAAAGCCGGUCAAGCAAAGCGACCAGCCGAACAAGAAAUCGAAUAUUCCGAACCAGCGGAAUUUGUUGAAUUGAAAGUCAGUUCAGACCAUAGCGGGGAAUCUGGAACCGAGUGCUUUGGGUCGUCCCAAGAAGCCACAAAUACCGACAGUGAGGACGUGGUCGAUUCAACAAAAGUAAGUUUGCAACAAAACGCCGCGUGGAGUCGGGAGGAGGACAAGACUAUUUUACAAGCGUUUAAAGAACGGAGUGAUAACGAGGAAACCUUUAAACACAUUUCGGAAGUGUUACAAAACCGAUCCGUUGCUGAAAUUAAGAACAGGUUCCACAAACUGAUGAGUUUGUUGCAAAAAAUGGCGUCAAAUUCUUCCUGCCACUAAAAUCCGGGGUCCCAAGAGGUCACUUGAGGUACUGUUACUUUGUGGUAACAAAUGAUCGUGUCACCGGGUUGGAACACAAUUGUUUUGUCUUGGAGCUGAAGACCGCACUCGAGGUCAGUUUUAAUCGAAUCAACUUCGUUUUUCAGGUGUCUCAUUGACGACAAUUGGCCUAGAAAAAACAUAAUUGCUCUGUUUGAAAAAAAAAGAAUUUCCCACCCUCAUGUAUGACUUGUCCGUUUCUUACAACUCUAUACAAUGCCGAUUUUCUUAACGUCCCCUUGACACAUCUACACCCCGCCACCGGCACUUUUUUCCUCCCUUGAUUGAUCUCAAAUUGCUGCAAAACUGUCGCCUCACCUAAAACUUCUUCCUGUUCUUUUUGAGGUAGUCUACUGUUUAUUUCUUCUUUCACAUCGUCAACUAGUUUGUAAAUUACGUUAUGAAACUUUAUGUUAACACCUGAGUUUUCGGCCAACUCUUGAAUAUUUUUCGGACAAGUUGUAUUGAAUGCGUAAAUAAUUCCUUUGAAAGUUUGCGCUAAUUCAAUAUCGUUUUCACUCACAGCGCCCACUCCAUAAUGAACCAAGUCCAUUUUGCAUUCAGGGGAGUCGUAAGUGUCUAAAGCGUUCAAUAUAGCCUCCAAAGUACCGUCUACGUCACUCUUUACAAUGAUAUUCAAACUCGGAGUUGGGUCAUCAUCUAUGAAAAUUAUUUAGGCGACUAUCAAUUUUUUUACAAAUAAUGUACCUUUAGGAAUUUCUGGCGCCCUUGGCCCUUCUCUCCUCAAUUUAAACCUCCCCAAACUUCUCUUCAACUGCAAUCUCUCUCUAUACUCCUUUUCGUGAUGGGCUUGUUUUUCCGCAAUAACCACAGCGUCUUGUUCUUGUUUCUCCAUUUCUAACUUGCUUUCGCGAACUUUAAUAACGUCCUUCGCCCUUUUUUCCGAUUCUACUUCCAGUACCAGUUCACCGGGAGAAGGUAGAUCCUUCCAACCCUCUAUUUCUGUAGGGUACCCUGGAGGUACCUCAUUCAUUAUUUGACCAUCUGCGUUUCUAAGAACUCGAACUCUGCCCAUACAAACGCCCGCAACCAAAAUGUUGCCCUUUUUUAAGGUUCCUACAAUUGUUUUAUUUGUGAGAGCCAACGGUGGAUAAAUUAGGCGGCGAAACCACACUCAAUAUGUUGUGCUCCUUUUUUACCUCGUUUUUUAACGUUUUUAUUUCGUAAAAGUAAUCGUUUGUUUUAAUGGCAUUCAGAAAAAUCUUAAACAUCUUUGAUUUUUUGUCGUUGCUAUCAAAAUUUAUUUAAUAUAAUUUAAUUUGUAAAAAUCUUUUCUGUAAUGUAAUGUUUUGACGUCGUUUCACCUCCUAAUUUUAAUUUAAAUCGGUCACCUCUUUGCACUAUCACUGUACACAGCUUCCCCCUGUGAGGGUCUAACUUGCUCUCCACCACAACGGCCUCAACCAACCCUUUAGGGUCAGCCCCGAUUUCGAGCAAAUCCGCUUGCAAAACCAAAGCUUCCGCCAACUGAUUCAAAUUUUGCUUUUUGAGCGCGGAAACCGGUAUAGCUUGCACUUCCCCACCCAACUUUUCGAUUUGAAUCCCGGCCUCAAGCAACAUUUGUUCAGUCCUCUCAACAUCGGCUUUAGGAGAAUCGAUUUUAUUAAUAGCCACAAGAAUUGGCACUAAAACAUUUAUUUGAAAAUCAGUUUUGGGCGAAUAAGUUGUAAACCUUUGGCCUCCCUGGCCAUGCGAACGGACUCCAGUGUCUGCUCCAUGACGCCAUCAUCUGCCGCAACCACCAAGACCACAAUAUCGGUCAAAUUCGCCCCUCUUGCCCUCAUCGCGCUGAACGCCGCGUGUCCCGGAGUGUCCAAGAAGGUGAUUUUGGCCCCCGAGUCGAGCACCACCAGAAAAGCCCCAAUGUGUUGCGUUAUUCCCCCGAAUUCCUGGUCGACGACACUGGAGUGGCGCAAGGCGUCAAGCAGUGUUGUUUUCCCGUGGUCCACGUGACCCAUCACUGUGACGACAGGGGGGCGACUCUUCAGUUCGGAUUUUGAGGGGGGCGGUCGUGGAAAUGCGUCUUUUUCAAUAAUUUGGACCUCAAUGUCGUUUGUAGGCUUCGCGAUUAUUUUCAUGCGGCGGCCGCUACGGCGUAUGCCCUGUUGGAGGAACUUCAUGUCGCUGAUUACGGUUUUGGGGCUCUUCACUUCGUGCAAAAAAAUCUCUCUGACGUAGUUUACGUCUUUGUUUAGCACUUUGGCGAGCUCUUCCACUGUUAUGUCUUUCCAUACUUCGACGAUUUCGCCCUUGACUUUGUGGUAUUCCAAUACUCGGUCUGCUUUCUACAAAAUUACAGAAUUAUUGGGCCUUAUGGAGUAUCAUAAUAACAUACUUUUUCCUCGCCGGUUUUACGUCUUUUAAAAGACACCGAGCUUGUGUGAAGUUGUAAAACGUAGUUUUGGCAACAACCAACUAAAUUGAUAUUGUGUUUAAGUUUUUUAAACGUUAUAUAAGAGAAUCUAAAGAAUAACGAUAAAUUAGAACAGGGGCUGUGUGGUUGCACUAAGUUACCUCUGAGUACUAUUAUAUGAACUAAAAGUUUUAAUAGAAGGACCUAAAAGAGGUUUAAGUUUUAAAAACCUCAUAUUCAGUGCCAUUUAAUUGUAAUAAAUAAAUAAACUUUUUUUGCACAUGAGAGAAAAAGUUGGGUUAAGUGGUUCCAUCAGUUCAAAUAGCGGAGUUCGCGGCAGUUCAGAUGAACCGAAAGAUGGUAGUUCCGAAAUCCUUUGAUUUAAAUUAUUUUUUGCAAGUGUUUUCAAAUAUGUGUAAAAUAAUAACAUUAAUAACUGAGUCUGUGUUAUUAAUUAUAUUUUUAAAAUAUAGAUUUAUUACUUUAUUAGGCUACGCAGUUAAUUCGUUUUGGCAGAAUAUGCCGACAAUUUUUUAUUUAAAUUAUUUUAUGGUUUAAAUCUUUUUGGUUCCCACAUUGCCAUAUUUAGUUAUAUCACAGAUUUUUUCUCUUUUUUUCUAAUUAUCAUUGCUUACCUCAUUCUUAUUUUUUUUCUAGAAAAGGGUAACGGACGUAUUAUUUAGGGAUUUUAAAUGAAACCAUCAACAAUAUUGCUAACAACUGAUUUAUUAUGUCAUACAUCCAUUUAUAAACAAUAAGUCUUAAAUAAAUUAUUACUGGCAGUACAAAAAGGCACAGUUUUGUAGGAAAUGUUAAUUCAUAAUGUAUGCCAUACUUACUAAAAUUUGUUUUACGACAGUUAUUACCACUUUAUUACAAUUACUUUGUACUAAACAAUCUCCAGUUUGUCUAAAAUAAAUUUUACCUAAAAGUGAUGACAGUGCUGCCUAUGGAAUCAUCUGACUGAAUAUGAUUCAAGGCAAUUUCGAUAUCUUGGGGAUGAAAGACUUUAUCAACAACUGUCUGAAGAAACCCAUUUUCGACCAUUUCAGACAAUUCAUCCAAGGUUACAUAACACAUAUGGCCUUCAUCGUAAUCGUUCAGGGAGAGCCCCAAAAUUUU